Phaedon cochleariae (mustard beetle) is the source of this 1877-nucleotide messenger RNA. Lineage: Eukaryota; Metazoa; Arthropoda; Insecta; Coleoptera; Chrysomelidae. The record is from the annotation of a GenBank genome assembly.
CGGCAACCGUCGACUCUCAGUAACAAGGUAUCCCUGUCGAGGUACGCAUCAAAGCCCUUCGGCAUUUGGUACCAGAACGACAUUGCGAAAAUAGAUAUCCAUCCACCUGUUCACCUGACGUCGAUACAACUCGCCGAGAUCGACCUCCCCGACAACUCAAUGGAGCUGAAAAAAUACAUAAUAAUUAAGCUCUCGAGUGGGGCGUAUACGUAACAGAAUCGGAACUAUAACAUAACGUGGAGAUAGCCGCGAGUGGCUAAUACCAUAAACGCAGCUUCUACGUCAACUUAAGAUCGGAAGAAAGUCGGGUGAACAAUCGAAUAUUUUCGUACGUGUGAGCAUUUCCGGUGUUACUGUUGUGUCGAACCGACAAAGGAUCGUGCUUUUGUGAUAACAAGUGGCUGCAAACGAGAGUUCCGACUGCUAUUCGACAGGCCAUUCUCAAGAGGAGAGUUGAUGCAAAUGAGUCAUCGAUCAUUACAGUCUGUAAGGAGUACUCAAGGGGCGUGGAUGUGCAUGGCUGUUGCAUUGUACUUUCAAAUAUCUGCCGCCGAGUCAGCACUACUACUCCAUCAUCAUCUCACGAAAAGAUCGUUCUUCGAUCUCCAAUGCAAAGGUGUCUAUGAUAAAAGCAUAUUUGCGAGACUGGAUCGCAUAUGUGAGGAUUGUUACAAUCUCUUCAGAGAGCCUUCUGUCCAUUCAUUAUGCAGGGAUAAGUGUUUCACAACAGACAUCUUCAAGGGGUGUUGUGAAACCCUUCAACUUUGUGACGAAAUAGACCAAAUCCAGGCAAUGAUCAAACAACUAAACGGGGCAGAGCCAGGGUUUUAGGUCAGAAUGUUUCUCUACAAGAAUCUUCAAGGGGUGUGUCGAAAGCUUGAUGAUGGUGGAAGACUGGCCGAAGUUAGAGAAAAUGAUUGAUUAUUUGGCUAAGUGAACUCUUUCGGAGCACCCAGCGUCCUAUGAAUCUAGUCGAUGAAAAUGUAACCAAUGUAUUAAAUUAAUUUAUUUAAGGUGUUUUGACAGAAAUAUUUAGUACAUUUUAAAGUUAGGUGGUCAAUAUUUAUUUUAUUUAUUGUCGACAUUCCAAUUAAAUAAUACUGAAUGACCAAAGAUAGAUCGAAUUAGAAUCUUGAAAUUAACCGUAAAUUGUCUUUGUCCAUUUUACUCACUCUGGCGGCUGGUAGAAAUGAUUCACUUUUUGAAAUUAAAAAUAAAUAUCUUCAAAUGUUGUCUACUAGAUACUUGUAUUAAUAGUUUUAUAUGCAUCACGGUGAUGUAGUCAUAAGGUUAUAUAGCUAUUUAUUAAUUCCAAAAUUAUUCGAGGAAUGAUCCUGUUAAGAAUAUUUCCUGUAGUUCAUUAACAGUAAUGGAAAGCACAUCCUCAUUUUCGAGAAAGAAAUAGUAGAUUAAAUUGCUUGAUGUUGCUACAUGGAAAUAUUCAGUAUUUAGAAAUAUCCAGUAUUCUUUUUUACGUUUCUAUAUAUAUAUUUAUAUUUAUCUCUAUGUCAGUGGCAAUUAUUUUCCAAAUCAUCAUUUAGUACUAUAUCAGUAUUCAUCAAUCAGAAUUGAACUUCAAUAAUGAGCAGAUAAGCUAUCAAAUUCAUUCUGGAUUAUUUUGUAUAUUCUAUAGACCAACAGACAUUAUCAAUUGUUUUAUGUUCCCCCAUCUACUUUUCAUGAUUUCAAAAAUAUAGCCUCUAUUGAGAAUCUAUUUAUAUUCAUACCAUAAUUUCAAUUGGAAAUAAAUUGAUAUCAAACUAAUGCAGGUUAUGAGAGUACAGAUUAGUAAAAAAUGUUUUAAUGAACCAUAUAUCUCUGAGACAUGUUGAAUUUUACCUUGCACGGUAACACCAAAUUUGAAUAAAAUAUUUGGC